Papaver somniferum (opium poppy) is the source of this 1596-nucleotide messenger RNA. RefSeq lists its product as uncharacterized. The record is from RefSeq and is a predicted model, not a curated record. Gene Ontology annotation, cellular component: membrane. The coding region runs from base 89 to 1393 and encodes 434 amino acids. NCBI's taxonomy places the organism in Eukaryota, Viridiplantae, Streptophyta, Magnoliopsida, Ranunculales, Papaveraceae. Gene Ontology annotation, molecular function: starch binding. The transcript is spliced from 4 exons.
UACUUUCAUCUCUUUUUUGUCUCAUUUUCUUUGCUCUGAAAACAAGAAAUAAACCACAGAAAAGCUUCAGAAGAACAGCAGCUUGAUAAUGAGUUCUUCAUCUUCAUCAUCAGAACUCCUCAUUCAUAUUACUAGAAACAGAUCAUUGCCGUCUUCAAGAGCAUUUCUUACGACUAGAAAUAGACCGGAGUUUAUUAGCAUCUUCCCGUUUCACAAGCUGGAUUUUACAAAUUCGAUUUCGCUUAGAUUCAAAGAGAUUCAUUCGGUUUCAUGUUCUUCGUCGACUUCUGGAUCAUAUUUAUUUCCAGAAACAGAGGGUUAUGUUUCUAAUCAAGAGACAAAAAGUGUUCAAGUGAAGUUUCAAUUGGUCAAAGAUUGUUUGUUUGGUCAAGACAUUCUAGUCGUUGGUGAUGACCCCAUCAUUGGCAUUUGGGAUCCUUCAAAUGCAAUACCAUUAGAAUGGUCAGAUGGACAUCUUUGGUCUGUUCAACUGGAUAUACCCAUCAAUAAAUCAAUCCAGUUUAAAUUCAUACUUAAAGAACCUACAGGAGAGGUUACAUGGCAACCUGGACCAGACAGGAUACUCAAGACUUGGGAAACUGAUAAAACCAUUAUCAUUUUUGAAGACUGGGACAAUGUGGAACUUCAGAUGGUAACAGAAGAGGAGUCGACUGCAAAAUCAUACAUAUCACAGGAGGUAGUGGGUAACUCAAACAAGGAAGACUCGACAGUAAAUGAAGAGGAUUCAGUGGUUAAUUCAAACACAACAGAACCCACCAUUUCUUCAACAACUGCUACUGAGAAAAUGGCUUAUGCGGAAGCGGAACAGAAUGAUAUAGAGGAUUCCGUUACUAUCACUAGUUCCUUUGUAAUUGAGAAGACAUCGAGGAGCUUGAAAGAUGAGGAUACCUUGUUUCAGUAUGAAGGAGAGCCUAUUCUUGUACCUGGAUUAGCUCCACUAUCUACUACAACUGUCGAAGAAAGUUUUCCACAAGUGUUUAAGAAUGACAUCAUUGUCGAACCCCCCACAACUCCUAGCAAUAGUAAUGCUGUUGACGUCGAAGUUAAAGUAGAAGAGGACUACAAACCUGAGAAAUACAAGAAUGAAGACCUGAGUCAAUACACUAGUCAGCAGGAUAUGAUAACAAGGAGCGAGUUUGCCGACCAAACUGAUGAAGAACAAGGCGCAGGUGUUGGAAUUGAAACAAAUUGUCAGUCAGCUGAUGAAGAAAUGGAAGUGCUCAGUUGUCAAUCAGCUGAUGAAGAAAUGGAACUGCUCGAUUUACCUGCAACAGAUGAUGUAGAUAUCUUGAAGACCAAUCUUAAACGGGACGAUUCAUUUAUGCACAAGCUUCUAAAAAGUCUGAAUUUUAUCAUACACCAAAUGAAUUGACUACUGCAACAACAAAACAGAAAAAAGAAAAUAUAAACUGUUUCAUAGGCUUUUCUUUUAUCUUGCCUGUCAUAUAAUUGCUGCCAACAGAAGAACAGAUCAUCUCAACUAGCUUGUUCUUGUAUCUGUUAUAUAUGAAGUACAUAAACAUCUUUGUUCGCUCAGGUCUGAUAUAAUUUUUUGAUCCCAGUCUUUCAGAACCA